Musa acuminata AAA Group (dessert banana) is the source of this 447-nucleotide messenger RNA. Its product is annotated as zinc finger protein ZAT6-like. The transcript has 2 exons. Lineage: Eukaryota; Viridiplantae; Streptophyta; Magnoliopsida; Zingiberales; Musaceae. The coding region runs from base 1 to 447 and encodes 148 amino acids. The record is from RefSeq and is a predicted model, not a curated record.
AUGGUGCAGCGGAUCGUAGUAGAACAGUUCGUGGCAAUGCGAUACACACAAUCUGAACCCGUGAGGGAUUUGAUCAUAUGGAGGCACAAGACCAGCCAUCGGAAACCUAGCAGCAGCGUCGAGGAAGCCUCGGCCUCGGGGCUCUUCCACGGCAAGCGCAAGCGCCACCGCGGCGGCCUCCGGCGGCGGCAGGGUGCACCGGUGCUCGGUGUGCCUGAAGACGUUUCCAUUGGGGCAAGCGCUGGGGGGCACAAGAGGUGCCACAACGACGGGAACGUCGGCAACGGCACUACCCCGGCGGCGAUGACGUCGUCGGAGGGGGCGAGCUCGAGGCACAGGGCGUUCUAUCUGAUCGCGCCAGCGUCGCCGAACCCGGAGUUCGACGACGUAAACGGGGUGCAGAGCCUGUCAACCUUCAAGAAACCGAGACCUGUCAUCCCGGCAUGA